Molecule: messenger RNA, 1461 nt
Organism: Candidozyma duobushaemuli
Lineage: Eukaryota; Fungi; Ascomycota; Pichiomycetes; Serinales; Metschnikowiaceae
Exons: 1
Coding region: 1-1461 (486 amino acids)
Molecular function (GO): protein binding
Source: RefSeq, a predicted model, not a curated record
AUGAAAAAGUACCAGCUUAUGGGCCGGCGCAAGGUCGCCAGUCCCAAGACAUCGCCAAAAUACCCGUUAUCGCAUUUGCAUUCCCUUCCCUAUGAAAUUCUCCUUGCCAUUUUCAGCCAGCUCCCACUUGAAACGCUUCUUGUUCUUUCGCUACUGUGCCAGAAGUUCCACCACAUCGUGUGCAAGAACUUCAUUUACCAGGAUGUUUUCUUCAAGCUGACGUCUCACUUUUUGAGGUUUGCCGCUGCUCAUUUGUCUCUGAGGGCCUCGUUGGCUAGACGCUUUGGUCUCAAUGAGCCGAGCUCCAUGAUCAACUACAUACGAACAGUGCACUUCAAAAACCCGCCUACCAACGAUAUGGAGGCCAGCCUGACGAAAAUCGCCGGCACCUACAGCGUGGAAAACGUCAGCAGAAGCACAUCCAAGUACGACGCCUGGGUGACCAGUUUCAAGUGUCUUUUGAACGAGGCCUAUGGACUCAAGGAAGUGACACUCAGUGAGAUUUCGCCUCAGUUUGAGUUUCCAGCGGAAUACAUGAUGGCGUCUACGCUGCUGUUGACAUCCAAAUUUACAUUUCGCCGCCAGGCACCUUCCCGUACAUUGGAGAAGCUCACCUUGACGGCUCAGUCUGGCUGGACCAUCCCCUUCAAGCUCGGCCAAAUGCUGAUUUUUGCCCACGUGUUCGGCCAGAUCAACGAGCUACAAUUGAACAAAUUCGUCAUCAACGAGGGCAAGCUUUUGAGCGAUUCGUGGGAGAAGAAGAUCUGGGUGGACUCGCUCGUCGCCAAUGCUUGUAUCUACAGUGACGCCAAAAAGACGGUGAAACGGCGCUGCAUCAACAUCUUGACCAACACCCGCCUGCUUCUGCUUUUGGACAUCCAAACCGGCGCAGACUUGUCCCUCAUUGAUUUUGUCAAGCCAAACGGACACCUCCAGCGGCUCGUCAUCGAUAUCAGCUCCAAGGUGUUCUUCACCAGCGAAAACGCAAACAAGACAUUUAAUUUCGCCAAGUUCAACAACUUCUUCAAGCUUGUGUGCUCUGGCCAGGGCGGCUACUGCGAUCUCAAGGAAAUCGUGCUUGUGAACUUUGACUUGUUUCAUGACUUCUCCCACCAGCACAAGAACCGCCCCUUGGAUGUGAUUGUUGAAGAUAGCGAGCUGGCCUCGCUUGAGGAGCCCGAGGAUGAUUGGGUCGAGCCGUCCAAAAACACAUUUGAGUAUUUUCUACGGUACUUGCUGCAGAUGCCUAAUCUUACUAUUGUGAUCAAGGAGCGGCCCAAGGUGAUGCACACAUGCGUAAAGUGUGGGUUCACGUUGGAGGAGGCCACCAAAAAGAUAUCAACAUUGGCUCCCCACGAAUGGGGCAUCAUCUUGGCUCCUGUUCUCUGCGAACCAAAGUGCUCUGUGAACAUCUACGAUCACGCCUGGACCGCCUUGUUUUCCAGAAAAGGGAGACACUAG